Ceutorhynchus assimilis (cabbage seed weevil) is the source of this 2379-nucleotide messenger RNA. The record is from the annotation of a GenBank genome assembly. Lineage: Eukaryota; Metazoa; Arthropoda; Insecta; Coleoptera; Curculionidae.
AUGAACCGUACUGGAAAUAAAAAAAAUCAAGCUGCAGAGCAAGUUGUGUUUGCCGUUAUGAACGGAGCCAAUAGUAACAACCCAGUACUCAACAAAAUUCCUGGUCAUAUAGAAGUAGGUCCAUCAUCAGCUACAGAAGUUGUGAGUUGUGAUGCUCAAACCUCCAACGCCAACCCCGAAAGAAUCAUGCAGCGAAUAGAAGAUAAUAGAAAAAAAAUUCUUAACAUUCUGAAAGAACAAGAAAUGGAAACAAUUUUUCCAACUUAUCUCAGUGACCUGUUAGCCUAUAAUGGCUAUAUAAAUUAUGAAACCAUAAGUUUAUUGGAAGAAAGUGAAAUUAAAAAGCUUGAAGGCUUUGCCCGGGAAAUUUUACCAAAAUUAUUGAGGAGCGAAGAAGAAAAAGAUUUGUUAUAUGGUAUAUUUGCCAAAGAAACAACUCUAUUUUAUAUAGUGGAUGGUGACAAAAAAAUGUUAGAAUUAUUGCGCGAAAAAUGUAAAUUACACAUGAAAGGAAAAACUAGUUUAAAAAACAAAUCAUCUGACAGCUUUACCGAAAAGCCGAGCGAGAAGCUGAGAAAAGAAAAAAACAUACAUAGAGAUGAAAGCUCGGAUGAAAGGCUCAGAGAAAAUGAUCAUUGUUCUGACAAGAAGCAUAGGAAUUCAGUAGAUCUCAUCAAAAGUAUAGUUAGGUCAUAUCAGUAUAAAUUUAUUAUGAAUUUGGACGAAAAAGAUAGAGGAAAUGCAUUAUCUCUUAUAGACAGCACAGCGAUAGAAAUUAGAGAUCAGAUUGCUUAUGUAAAAUGUUGCCUGUGUGAUUUCAAAUCCAAAGCGUACAACGAGAGUGACAAUAAUAAGAGAAUAUGGGUCCUAUCCAAUGUAAACCGGCAUUUCAAAACUCAUUUUAGAGGUAAUAAAUCUUUUGCCAAAAAAGGUCAGACAUCUUCGUUUGGUCAAAAAAAAAUUAACUUUUUUUUCCAAAAAACGUUGCCAUUAGAGCCCGAAUUAGAGCCAUUGGAUGAGGCUUUAGCCUCAACAUCAGCAGAACCCGAGGCAGAACCUCAUAUUCCAGUUUAUGACAAUGAAAGUCAGGAUGAUGACGAUAUUGCUAUACUGGACUCGGCAACUUCGUCGCCAACAGCAACCAGUCAUGCCUCCAAUAAAUCAAAUCCAGAUAAGGAGGAGGAAGCCCUGGAGGUAGCCCCUGAGAACCUGAGCAGAUUCACAACUGAGGAGAAAGGCACUGAGGACCUGCCAAUUGAAAUAUCCAAGAACGAACACCGCUCAAGAAUACAAAAAACUAUUAAAAAAUUAGAGUUGACCUUUGAUCCAGGUCAAACAAAAAUAACGAGAUAUUUUGAAAUUUGUGAAAAAAUAAGAUUGCAGAUCAACGAAAAUCCAGCCAUCAAUAAUGAAAUUUUAACAUCGGUAAGAAUUUUUACAGACAAUGUAGGCAGUAAUCGAAAUAAUAAUCAAGACCACAAUACUACGACUCCGCAGUCCUUUUUUGAAAUGAUAAAGGCAUCAGUAGCAAAAAAUAUUAAAGGGAAAACCUCUAGGGCAAAUCGAUAUUCAGAAGAACUGAAAAAGUUGUGUUUGUAUUUGUUUCUAAUUUCUGGACGGCUUGCCUAUGAAACACUGGUUUCCAAUAUUCCAAAUGGACCUCCAUCCAUUUCAACCCUUAGCAGAGAGUUAUCUGACAUACCUAGAUUAGGAGAAGGAAAGAUAGCUAUUAGAGAAUUGAAAUUGUUUAUGGAGCGUCGAAAUUAUCCCCUACAUAUCUUCAUUUCAGAGGAUCAAACGGCAAUAGCGAAGGUUUCUAUGGAUAGUCCGGUUUUGAUACAAGAUACUAUACAUAUUGGUACAAAAUUAAAAACACGUCUAUUAAACUCGAAUAUUGUGUUGAAGAUGGGAAACCUUGAAGUGUCUAAAGAACAUCUUGCUAAUUUAAUCAAAAAUGUUUCCAAGGAUAAAAAAAUUUUGUGUUCAAGCUUCUUGGAUAGCGACAAGUUUGUUUUUCCACAUGAAAAAAGUAUAAGACUCGGAACACAACAAGUUGCAAACGAUGAAGAAAAUGUACCUUCCAGUCAUGAAUUAUUCGCUGUCAUAGAAGAAGCAAAAGAAAAAGUGCUUAAUGACUGUCACAGCUUGGGCAUGACACUUUCAGACACUAUACAAACAACGCCCUUUGAACAGGAAAACCAAGAAAAUUGUUGUUUAUUAGUAGACAACUCAGAAACCAACUCGGUGAAAGAUCCCAAUCUUGAAGACCGCGAUGAUAUUGAAAGAGAAAAGUCUAUAUUUGAAGAAUUUGGCGACAGUGAAAUAAAUAUUAAAGACUUUAGCGAUAAAAAAACAGGCUACCGAUCGAUCCAUGAUUAA